CUCUUCAAGGACUCCAAAGCUUAUCCCCUCUACUCGGGAAGGGAGAGAGAGAGAGAGAGAGAGAGAGAGAGAGAGAGAGAGAGAGCUGUUCCUUGGCUUGUCUUCCGAGAAUCUUUCAUGGAAACUCUCGUCCUCUGAAACUCAUCCACAGAGACCCAAGCAGCCCCAAGUACGCCCUGCUCUGCUUCAUCUUCUCUCUGCAUUGAGCUUCACAUCACUCAGAUUCUUUCCCCGUUAAUGGCGUGCAUUUCCCAAUCUCUCUCCUUCAAACCAUUUUCUGCUUUGGUCCAAUGAGAGCGCUCCCUGAGCUAAUGGAUCCGAAGAGAGCCAGGGAAUCGCCGGAAUCGGCCGUGCUGAGUCGCCCGUCGGCAUUCCCGGAUGAGGUCCUGGAGCGAAUCCUUUCGUUGCUGGACACCCACAAGGACCGGAGCUCGGCCUCUCUAGUCUCCAAGGCCUGGUACCACGCCGAGAGGUGGUCCCGGGCCCGGGUCUUCAUCGGGAACUGCUACUCGGUCUCCGCGGAGAUCCUGGUCCGUCGGUUCCCGAACAUCCGGAGCGUGACCCUUAAAGGGAAGCCCAGGUUCUCGGACUUCAACCUCGUCCCGCAGAACUGGGGCGCCGAUAUCCACUCGUGGCUUCUCGUCUUCGCCGAGCAUUACCCUUCCCUCGAGGAGCUCAGGCUCAAGAGGAUGACUGUGACUGACCAGAGCCUGGAGUUCUUGGCCCUGAAAUUCCCUAACUUUAAGUCCCUUUCCCUGCUGAGCUGCGACGGGUUUAGCACCGACGGCCUCUCUGCCAUCGCUACUCAUUGCAGGAACUUGACAGAACUCGAUAUUCAAGAGAAUGGCAUAGACGACAUUAGCGGCAACUGGUUGAAUUGCUUCCCUGAUAACUUCACCUCCCUAGAAGUCCUGAACUUUGCGAGCCUCAACAGCGAGGUCAACUUUGACUCUCUCGAGAGGCUCGUGACUCGUUGCAACUUGCUGAGGAUCCUAAAGGUCAAUAAGACCAUCACAUUGGAUCAGCUGCAGAGGCUCCUUGUUCGUGCUCCUUGGUUGACAGAGCUUGGUACUGGUUCGUUCAUUCAGGAGCUUACACCUCGGCAAUAUGCAGAUCUAGAGACAUCAUUCAAAGGGUGCAGGAAUUUACAGACCCUGUCAGGUUUAUCAGAGGCUACGGCAUUAUAUCUACCUGCUCUUUAUCCUGCCUGUGCGAAUCUGACUUUCUUGAAUCUGAGUUAUGCUGCUCUACAAAGUGAGGAACUUGCUAGGCUUCUCGCUUACUGUGCACAUCUUCGGCGUCUUUGGGUCCUUGAUACAGUGGAAGACAAAGGUCUUGAGGCAGUCGGUCAAAACUGCCCUCUACUGGAGGAGCUCAGGGUGUUCCCUUCUGACCCUUUUGACGAGGAAAUCGUCCAUGGGGUGACUGAAUUGGGGUUUCUAGCUGUCUCUUAUGGAUGCAGGAAGCUCCGCUAUGUCCUCUACUUCUGCCGGCAGAUGACAAAUGCUGCAGUAGCGACAAUUGUUCGGAACUGCCCCGACUUCACUCACUUCCGCCUCUGCAUUAUGAACCCGGGCCAGCCUGACUACCUAACUCGUGAACCCAUGGAUGAGGCCUUUGGGGCGGUAGUCAAGAAUUGCCCUAAGCUUCAGAGGCUUGCUGUCUCUGGCCUACUGACGGACCUAACCUUUGAGUAUAUUGGUACGUUUGCGAAGAACUUGGAGACUCUUUCGGUGGCUUUUGCAGGCAGUAGUGAUUUGGGGAUGCAGUGCGUGUUAGAGGGUUGUCCCAAGCUUAGGAAGCUUGAGAUAAGGGAUUGUCCAUUCGGGAAUAAGGCGCUUCUUUCGGGUUUGGAGAAGUACGAGUCGAUGAGGUCCCUUUGGAUGUCUGCCUGCAAGAUCACAAUGAAUGGGUGUAGAUUACUAGCGAGAAAAAUGCCAAGGUUGAACGUGGAGGUAAUGAAGGAUGAGGAGAGCAAUGAUGGGCAGUCUUAUAAAGUAUAUGUUUAUCGGUCUGUUGCUGGGCCAAGGAGGGAUGCACCACCAUUUGUUUUGACUCUUUGAAUUGAUAACCGACGAUUCAUUCUUCCAUGUACGGUGGGCUUCUGUUACAUUCAUUUGCCCCAAUUCGACCAGCGUGGAGAUGGAAAGAGUUGGAAGGUCCCAAACUUGGACUUGAGUGUUGAACUGCUUCCAUCCUUUGUUACCUUGAGAGUGAGAAACCAUCGAGAAAAAUGCUACAAAUGCCAAAGCUGUAUCCUUCCGAGCAUCAUCCUGCUGGGGCAUUGAUCGUUAAAAGCCUUAAAGAGCAGGACCUGAAAGAACCAAAUGCCUGAAGAAGCUCAGUCGAGAUUGUUUUUGACAGGAAAAAGGAUUUUUCCGUCUCAUGGAACUGAACAACUCUCAUCAAACCAGUAUCUUGUGAUGGACCAGGCCGAAUUACCAAAUAUCCGCCCGAGACAUUUGAAAAAGGAAGAAUCAUCAAUUGUCAGCAGCAAUACCUAUCACCUGAAUUAUCCUGCCCGACUUUCGAAUAGUUACUGAGCUCUUUCAACUAUCGGGCAGGAAGGGUCGAACAUGACUCAGUGGGACCUGGACUGCACAUGCCAAGUGUAACAAACCAACAAUGUGCAGAAAGGGAUUUUUCUUGAUGCAAAAAUUUCAGUUUCUUUCGAACUCACUUGGGUUUCGCGUGAUCUAAUGACUUCAUUCCAAACUUAUCUGGGAAAAAUGUAAUUUCUUACUUUUCUCCUUUACAUUAACCAAAGUCAUGUGGCAUGUCCGUUUGUUACAGGACAUGACCAAUUUCAAGAAAUGUAAAUUUUUGGGGUUCUUAACUUAUCCCUAUCAAUUUUUUGAUUUAUUACU
Molecule: messenger RNA, 2867 nt
Organism: Punica granatum (pomegranate)
Lineage: Eukaryota; Viridiplantae; Streptophyta; Magnoliopsida; Myrtales; Lythraceae
Source: RefSeq, a predicted model, not a curated record